Molecule: messenger RNA, 10087 nt
Organism: Amoebophrya sp. A120
Lineage: Eukaryota; Dinophyceae; Syndiniales; Amoebophryaceae
Source: the annotation of a GenBank genome assembly
AUGAAAACGUCGACCACGGGCGGGGAUCAAAUGAACAACAUGACCGCAGUGGUAGAACAAGUAGCAGUAGGAUACAAGAAGAACGACGAGCGUAGACCACUGGGGAUCAUGAUGGCCACACCCCCAAGAUCUCCCUCGUCGUCGUUGCCACCAGCAGUAGAACGACAUGAAGUGGUACAAGAGCCGAAAGACCUUUCACUACAACAACCAGAAGGCGAAGCAACUACCACUGAGUCCGGACCAGGAGCGAAAAAACAGGUUUUUUCGCCGCCGGCGAGAGGAGACCAGGACGGCGAGCCAGUGAAAGAUAAUGGUGCUGAAGAUCAUGGUCCUAGUCCUACUAAGCCAGCCGCUUCCGUCCUCGCCCCUGCUGCGCCGAUAAUUUCGCUGAAAGAGCAGCGGCAGCUCUUUUUGCAAUCUUUGUUCGACGAAACAGAAACGGAGGAGUCGCGGAAGGAAAAGGAAAUUUCUUAUGCGAAAUUCUCCAAAAAGCUAUCCAAUUGGGAGAAGAACUGGAUCGGUGCUGCAUCGUCGUGCUCCACGACCUGCUCAGGGGAAAACGGAAAUGGCACGCACGACAAAAACGAAGACGAAGCUCAGAGCGACCGGGGGAACGGAAAUAAGAGCAACGACGUCUCUGCUGAAUUAUCGCAAGUGCAACACAUCGGGCUACAGCCGCGCAUAACGACGAGCCUAGGUCCCGUCUUGGAAAUCGUCUGGCGUGACGGUGACUACAGUGCUGACAAGUAUGUUGAACAGACGAGAAGUUGUAGACCGCAGAGCCAGGGCAAUAUUGGCGAGAAAGAAGUAGCGAAUCCAGUAUUACAACUUCCACCUGCAACACUUGCGGCAGCGGCGCCGGCACUGGGAGCUGUCGGGAGCAACGGAUUUCGAUUUGGCGGACUUGCUAGAGUGCGAGCAGAUGUUGAGUCGUCUUCUCACCAGCAGUCUUGCCCCGGCCAAGAUGAUCAACAAGACCAGGAGGACCAACUGCUUCCCCUAGGACAACCGGGGCCGGCACUUGGUCCAGAUGAAGUGCAGCUCCAAACAAGUGGCACCACGUCUACCACCUGCAGCUCCACCCUAUUCACGCCCACAGACCAAGUGGCUUUCCACGCGAUGACGGAAAAAGCACAGAUGCUGCAAAAACUCGUUUCGGAAAAACUGGAUCAACUUCGAGCUUCAUCCGGUACCCCUGUUGAUAAGACCGCAGCUCGUCCUGGUCCUGUAGACAAAAUUGCCAAUGGCACUAAAGGGAAAGGAAAACUACAGGGGAAGCAAGCGGCGGCCAGUGCAGCAGCUCCAGUUUGCCCCUCCACCAGCUCCGUGAGAACCUCGGAACAGCGGCAAUUUGUGCUGCAGUUUUUAACUUACGAUCGGUCGGAAUUGCUGCACAUAGCGGCGAUGAUGCGGAAAACAAGGCAGCACGAGAAAGAGGAUUAUGAGGGGGAUAAUCUUGUUAAUCCCAGCUGCAAGAACACAGGUUCGUCUGUUUCCGCUUUAGCUUUAUCUCGUAGGAUAUCCCACGAAAAAACUGUUUCACUGUAAGGAUUUUGCAGGUUUUGCAUCACAAGUUCGUUCUACAUGACAGGGAAAAUUUGCCAUGCAAGCUUCCUAAGGGAAAACACAGCUAAAAAUCCAAUGUCGUGCAUGUGUAGCAAGACAAACACAUUUGCGUUGCGUGCUAUGCAUCACAAGUUUACAGUGAAACAGUUUUUUCCUGUGAUAUAGGAGGUUUCUGCAACACAAAUUUAUCACCCACGACCCAGAGGAGUGGAAGAAGUACCGAGUUGCGAACGCGAGGAACGAGGAGCUGCGGACCACGUAUCAAAUGUAAAAAUGUCUGGGUCUGGAAGAAUGCAACUUGUGAUGCUGAAUUUGGAUUCCAAAAAAAUCUGUAUUGCAUGAGCAGCAAAGGGAAUGCAAUUUUUGCUACGCGGAGAGGGAAUUUGUCAUGCGGAAUAGGCAUCGCGAAGCCCUCAAAAAAUCUGUGGUGCUAGGGAUGCAUCACAGACAUCAUGGCCCGCGCAAAACAUGCAUGACAAGUCUCAGAAUCUUCCAGACCCAGACAUUUUUACACUUGAUACCACGAUGAUGAAGACAACUACAACAGGCAGCUACGACUAUGAGGGAAAUACAAUCUGUGCUGCUGAUGAACAGGCUGCACGAGUCAUGUCCUCACGACUAGGCGUUGUAGAAAGCACCGGCACCACGGGUGGGACUACCUCAACGUCAACUCAGCAAAAGAACAUCAACUUGGCGCUGGAGGAACACGCUGAUGGUAGUGACAACAAGAACGGCGCACUAAGUUUAAGUUACACUGCCACUUCCAGCUCGAGCGUUCCCGGCCCACCGGGACAUCAAGAGAAGAAUUACGUGGUCGAAACAACAAAUGUCAUCGUCUUUCCCUUCCCCAUAGUGCAAGCGAGCGAGAAGCUGCAGGGCAGAAUGCUCGACGAAGCGGUGGUCAAUGCCUCGCUGGGAAAGACCAAAAACGACAAGAACACGACCAAAGUGUCGACUGGAAUUGCGAAUAAGGAUAAAUCAAAAACAAUAAACCAAAAUAAGCACAAAAAGGGUGGCAAGAAUCUACUUUAUUCGAAGAAUGGCACGACGAAUGCAAGAGCCUCAGGAGCAAGAGCAUCAGCCACGCUAUCAUCCACCAACCAGCACGACCGUACCCGUCACUACAACAACCAGUCCCUUCUUCUCCUGCCGAACAACUGGACCGAAGCCUCCGACGAGGCGAAGCAAAAAGCCCUGGCAGUCGCGCUCCUCUCCGAGAACUUCGUCCUCAUUGACAUCAUGCAGCCACUGUCGGAGUAUUUUCGGGCACAAAUAAACGCCGUGGAGGAUUUUUCCGCGGUUUUGGAGCAAGUUUUCCUCUGCUUCCUCGACGAGGCGCUGAGUGUUGAGAUUUUCGAGGCCAGGUUCGAAUGGGCGUGGAUCGCGCGGACACGGCGGGAGGAGAAGUUACGGGCAGAAAGCGAGAAGAAACUGCAGGAAAGGAGAGAUUUUGAAGCCGCACUGAAGCUUUAUGCGCAAGAACAAUUUGACGAAAUUAUAAACGAGGAGCAUAUAAUGAAUCCUCAUCAACUUACACCUUCCGAUGGUGUCGCCUUUGUUCUUCCCCAGGUGGACGACCAAGGACGCAACUACACUGGCGCGGCAGAGGAGCAAGUUCUUUUCGAAGAUGAUGCGAACUUAUUUCCAGCGCGUCGGGUCGUGGAUAACGAUAACGUUUCUGCCUACACGACGUCCUUCAACCACAAUUUAUUUGGCGAAGAACAAGAUGUGGAAAACGACGACGAUUCUUCUACCUGGCAAACCGUGGUCACGACCACUACAAAAUCGCAGCAAAAAUCCUUGCAGAAACAAGAGGAGUAUGCCAAAUUCAAGCACGAGAGACUCGGCAGGGCGGUCCUGUUUUGUUUGGAAAAGAACCCGGGCGUAUGCUGUGCAAAAGUAUCGUACUCGUAUAAAUGCAGGUCUUGCAUUACAAAUUUCUUUGUCAAGGCAAAUCAGCAUUACAAAGUUUAUUUCUCAUGCUGAGAAAAUUUGUAAUGCAUUUAUACGAGUACGAUACUUUUGCACAGGAUAGGGCUACGCAUUUGACAAUUUGCUGUCGAAGUACUUCGAGAAGGACUUCCCGGCAAUUUUUGACCUCCUCAACGCACUCGCCACGGUGCAACACUUUGACAUCGGGAUGGUGAAACUAUUGAAAGCGGUCUGCGAGCUGGAAGGGCCGGAGGAAUGGGUGUUAGACGAGAGCUGUGCACAACAGGACGUUGUGACUGGUGCAACACCAACAGUAACAGAUAACAUGACACUUCACAAUGGUCGUACAAUGUUACCGUCGGCCGGUGCUCACUCUCACACCGAUGUGUUGAGCGGAGCCGGCUUUCCGAUUGCAUCACCUCCAAUGCACGAAGUAGAACUCCGCCGGAACAGCGGCACUACUAACAAGAGCGCCGCCAGCAAAAGAUCUCUAGCGGGAUCCUCGGCCGCGGCUGUUACUCGCAGCUCUAUUCCAGAAGAGAAAGCGUUGCUGUUUGAUGGUGGUGAGAGUGAUGAAGGAAGAAUUUUCAAGAAGGAGGACUUUGAAACAACAGUUGCAGCCAGUGCCAGCAGUUGCGUUAAUAACAUGCAAGACGCUUGGGCCAUCAGGAGUACAGCAAGAUCCGUAUUCGGCGGCGCAGUCUGUAAUGUAGGUACACACGAUGUCACACAUAGAGUGGACGAAGGCGCGACAACUACUGCAGCACUAGCGGAGGAAGAGCAAGAUCUUUUUGGGCAAGAGGAUUUUUCCUACCCGCACCCCACAACACCCGGAGGUGCGGGCGGUGAUCCUGGUGCGUUGCUUGCUAGGUCCUACAGUCGCGACACGGCAGUGGCCUAUGGUGCCCCAGGUUCGGGCGGAGAUAAUGCCUUAUUAUCACAGGAAAAAGCGUUAACGUCAACGGAGUUUGUGAUGCAGUAACGCAUCACAAAACGUGCCCAGGUUUGUCAUGCCUAGCAUGCAUGCUAGGCAAAAUUUGUCAUGCAUAUUUGCGAUCUAUGAAAACCUCCGUCAACGUUAGCCCUUUUUUGUUUGAUAUGCCUCGUCAAAUAGCCAAGGUAGAUCCAGUUUGUCAACGCCCGUUUUUUCCCAACGGAAUUCGGCAAGAACUAGUGGGGGAUUGAUCAUGAAUGCCGUGAAUUACAACACCAAGGCCGCCGCAACUCCUGGAGCAGAAGCAAAUACUGCGAUCAUGUUGUCACGACCUGAUGCUGAUAUGCCUGCAAGCACGCAAGUCCAAGUGCAAGAACGGCAAGAUGAACAUCAAACAGAAGCUGAACAAGCACAGGAAGACGAAGAUCUUCACGAUCACGACGACGACGAGUGUGAGGAAGAAGAUGAGGUCAAUUCCACGUCCUCGCCCGCGUUUUCCAUUGCAGUGCCCGUCCCACGACAAUCGCGGAAACCGGAUCUGAGUCCUGCAACCGCCUUCGUUUUGCAGAGCAACCCGUUCGCCAAUUUAGCGGACGACGACCACACCUAUGUGGGAGAUGAGGAGGGCGAAGAUGAAGAUGAUGAACCUGACAUGCGCGGGGGCGGCGGCCCCGAUCGCCCUGAAGAGGGCACAAUGACCAGCGACGAUGAAGAAGGGCACACCAACGACAGAAGCGCCGAAAACCAGUCGCAUCUGCUUCUCCAUUGGCUUCGGCAGCAGGACAGUACUUCUGCGAAUGGGAGAAAUCCUGGAAAAAAGAAAAAAUCCAGGACGAUCACGGCGGAGACCCUUCUUCACAACUACUGCAAACGAGAUGCUGGUGGUGGUGCCAAGGCCAAGCAUCUUUCCAGCAAAGCGAGGAAUAAGAGGAAAAACGCGUACCCGCACGGCCUUGCUUCUGAUGAUUUCUUGGUGGACAAAAUGAUCUCCAUGUCGGGAGCUGCAGGGAUGAAAAGUGCCACGACAUUUUUGCGGCGAGCAGCGGCGGAGGAGGAUGAGGAGGAGGAAGAACUUAUAACCAACUUGAUCAACGCACACUUCGCCGCGAAGAGACAGAGGGACCUGAUAAAAUGCUUGCUGAAGUGUUUGCAGAGGUUCUUCGUAGCUCACGAGGACCCGAGCAGAAUUAAUACUGAAGAUCGGCCCGUGGACGUGGUUGUUGACCACACCAACUUCACCAGCAUCGUAGGCACGACCGUCGCUUCUACUAUUCCCUUCGACGAUAGUACCUUUGUUCUAGAAAUCGUGAUAUCAACUGCAAAAAUGUCUGGGUCUGGAAAAAUGUAAACUUGUCAUGCAGAUUUUCCAUGACCCAUGAAGUCUGGAAUGCGGGACUUAGCACGACAGACUCCACGAGGUCUCUGCCAUGCCUAUCCUGCAUGAGAAGCUCCAUCCUAACUUGGGUUGGUCAAAAGUGCUGGACAGCUUUUGGUAAUCCUAAUCAUGCAUCACAGGUUUUUACAUGAUUCAGAUUUACCAUGACAAGUUGCCACGUUCCAGACCCAGACACUUUUGCAUUUGAUACGUGAACGCCUUGCAUCCGGUCUUAGCGUACCAAGAAAAGGCGCUCGAAUAUUGAGAGGAAAGAUCCCCCCUCCCCAUAUCGAAAAGGUAUCUUUCCGAAAAUUUGCGUUGCUGAUUUGAGGUCACAAAUCACAUUUGUCUUGCAAGAAGACAAGGGCAGAAGCUUCCGCCUUAUUAUGGAAGCGAUUUGUCAUGCUGUUGGGCCUAAAGGUCAGCCGUUUGCAAUGCUGAACAACUAGACCCGUACGCCCCUAGCUAGCCUGGGGAUCUGGGCGCAAUGCCUUCCUGCAAUACAAAUCUGAUUUGUGUACGCAAAUCCAGCAUCACAGGUCUCCUUUUUGAUAUGGGGAGGGGGGAUUUUUCCUUUUCAUAUCGACCCGCUACCCGAAGCGGCACUAGUUUACCUCUCUACAACAACUCCAGGUGCGGGAGCCGGUGGUGGAGUUGUUGAGAGUGUUGAGGGCGGGCCAGGAGGAGUUUUCUCUGCUGCAGAAAUGUUGCAGAAGAGACGGUCCAGUGUGUUGCACUGGCAGCCGCGGGGAGUUGGAACAGCUGCACAAAGUAGUGGCGAUAGAAUUACAUCUUCCACCAACUACAACAUGACUGCAGCAGGUGCGCUAUUGUCUUCAACGACGACCACGACAUCUAGUUACGCAAGGAAAAGAAGUUUUUCGAAGCCCUUACAACCUCUUGGGCACGACGUAGCGAACUUCCUGUCUGCGUUGAUGCAGUAUUGCGUUUACACUGAGCAAACAUCUUCAUUGGUGAAAAUUAUCGAGUCGCUGCAGUCCAUCAUCCUAUCCGGCGGUGUGGUCCAUUCAGGAACGUCGCCGAAAAACAACAAAAAGAAAAAGAGAACUGCAGAAGAUUUCCUCCGGGAUAUUACAGUGAAAAAUGCCCCCACGACCUCCAAAGUUGCAAAAAUUUGUGAUGCAAAGUUUACAAAUGAAAACUUUUUGUCAUACAUGAAAGGAGUAUACGAUCUUUCUGAUGCAGAGUCUAGGUGUAAAUAGCAUCGCUCGCAUGACACGCGAUGCUUUUGCUGGGAUCUUUUGCAAUACAAAUUUUUGCUAUUCACGAUUGGAGACCCGUGACGUUGGUAGAUGCAGGAGGGCGAGCGUUUCACUUGGAAAGGUUUGCAAUACGAAUGCUCCCAAGUUGAAGUUCGAGGGUGGGGGCAUUUUUCGGUGUAAUACGGGAGCAAGGCAUCAUCACGGAAGAAGCAGCAGCAGGUUCAGCCGCAGCUGGAAAUAAAACAAAAACAGCUUCUACUUCUGCAAGUAGAAACAGCAACAACACCAACAGCAAAACCAACCGCGCCACCAUGCAGUUUGCCUGCCAAGCCUUGGCGCAAUUUCUCGAACAUUUCCCGGUAUGUCUCAGGCCCUCCCGCUUCCCCAUCUUUCUGGGCACGACGACAAUGGUGCCCAGAAUUGUAUUAAACGAAGAGGGGGCUUGUACUGACAGGCCCUCCUGCGGCGCGACGCUCUCUACUUCCGCGGCAAAAGUAGAACAAACGAUUUUCAAACUGACCCGAGCCCCGGACAUCCUCCUCGCUGCGGUAAAAAAAGGCGCCGUCGAUAGGGGAGCGAGGAACAGCACUGCUUUUCUCGAUUUUAUUUCCGGUGUCUCGGCUGUGGAUUUUCAAUUCAGCGCGAAGGUGCUGGAGGAGGAGGUUGCAGUACAACGGGCAGCUGCUAGUAACUCUGACUCGAACAUCAGCACCAGAAGUCCGCGAGGAGCAGUUCCUCCGCCUCCGGAAUUACUAUUCGCAAGGGCUCGUAAUUAUAUUGGUACAACGGCGCAAAGUGAUCACCUGCAUGAACAUCGGCAGCUUCACGACAGCUCCAUCACCUCCCCGCAUGAUGUACUAGUUGAUCAAUCAACCCGGUACCGGCAACUUGACGCCGUCCGGAACAACCUGCUGAAUUGGAUUAUCUCCGACUUACUCCUCACCGAGCGCCGGUGCACGGCCGCGGCCAUGCUUCUGUCUAAAUUCGACAGCGUUUUCCCUGCGGACAACCUGCGGAAGCUACACAGGUUAACCGCGGAUCGAAAUUUCUACGAAAUCAGCGACGUGGUAAAGAAACAGGCUUUUCUUUUCGAGGAGCAGAAGAAAUACAAAUCGGCAAUGAAAAGCAUACAACUCCUUCAACAUCAUCCGAGUUUGAAUUUUCCGGUCAAUGGCCUGGCUAUGGCCAAUAAUGAAGUCAUAGUCAACCAUUUUGGUGGUACCGGUACUAGUAGUUAUGCUUGCGUAGAACAGCAUCAACAGCAGCAAACGAUGUUGAACCGAGUUCAAGUCGACGUCAUAUCCUGUGCAAAAGUAUCGCAUUGAUUCGUAUAAAUGCAAGCCUUGCAUUACAAAUCUUUUCCUUAAGGCAAAUCCGCACUACAAAUUUUAUUUUUCAUGCUGAAGAAAUUUGCAAUGCAUUUAGACGAAUACGAUACUUGUUUUGCAAUGCAUACGUCAGCUGGAUGGACCAUUUCUACAUGGGAGAUCCAGCCGUGAUUCGGGAAAUUCAGGCGCAAGUCGAGGAAAACGCACAGAAUAGAAGGAUCGACAUAUCGUAUGUAAAAACGUCGUCCCCACAACGUACUAGUUGUAAGGCAAAUCUGAAUGCUGAAUAUGUUUCUCAUGCGGAGCCCCAUGAGAUCCGUUUUCCUGUCGUGUUUUGGAAUUUGUCAUGCUCCAAGCAGCAUGAUGGACUAGAUCUGUGAUGCUACUGAGCUAGUACUAGCUCAAACAGCCCUACACUACGAGUCCAAAUUUGUCAUGCAAAACAGCCAAAGUUCGUGGAUUUGUGUUUGUCUAGCCGAUUCCCCAUCUUGACUAUGGGGUCGUGGCGACGCUGUUUUUACAUAGGAUACGACAACAGAAAUGCGAAUAUGGGGCGUGGAGGAGGGGGGUUUCUGAGAUUGCCGUGAAGUCUAUCACUAGACCAAAGUAUGAUAGAUUGAUAGUGUGGCUCUAAUAUCGGCUUGGGCUUUCUACUUCUGUUGGGUAUGGGUUUGAUUAUUCUUAUUGUUUAUUUUAAAUGUACGACUACGACCUUUUUGGGAUAGAAGAUACUUACGUUGAAGAGCUUUUUUUGGGGAAGAAGUCAUUUUAAGUACAUGUAUGAUGCAAGCGGGGCUGCACGAUAGUAAGUGCACGCAUAAUAUCAUGAGAAGAAGUGGGGACGAUGUGGAACUACAGGAGCGGGCGCAUAUUGUCAAAAAUGUCAGCGACGCAAGAACAAAGAAAAUGUCAGCGACGAGUACUAAAAAAAUCGAAAUCCACUACACGGCAGCUUUGAAUUACUAUAGUUCAGCACCAGUCGCAUGAUCUGUCGGGGAGUUUUCAAUUUUGUUGUUGGCGGCCACAACGUGUCAUGAUCCUGUUGUCGAAUUGUUGCAAGCAACCUUUAUGAAGAGGGUCUUUACCUCCUCCUAUAUAAUUGUGGACACGCACCAUCGUCUUAAGCUCUCGUUAUUAGUCCUCUCACUGUUGCUGUGCUGGUUUUAGUUAUUGUCCCCCUUGAUCUUUCAUCUUGAACUUAUUCUAAAUUUCUUCGAGUGCUGCCGUGUCUAGUACAGCGCAGAGACAAUACUUAUUGUCACGAACAACUGUAUCCUGUGCAAAAGUAUCGUACUCGUAUAAAUGCAGGUCUUGCAUUACAAAUUUCUUUGUCAAUGCAAAUCAGCAUUACAAAUUUUAUUUCUCAUGCUGGGAAAGUUUGUAAUGCAUUUAUACGAGUACGAUACUUUUGCAGUUCAUAAACUGUCGUGCACGAAGUACUACAUCUACAGCUUGACUUUGAGUUUGACAACUCGUUCUUCAUAAAGUUGAUGAAUUUUGAUUUUCCUCGUCCAUCAAACGUACGGCCCAUGGAGGCCAUGUUUUGGUGUAGCUCUUCUUGCGCAUUUGUUGUUUCGUCCAAACCAAAAACGUCCAAACGUGUUGUUCGUACGUCCACCGUGGUUAAGUACUGUCUUUGAGACAACUGAGGCAAGAUGUUGCUCCACCUCGCAGUUGUACUUGACUGCAGCUCUUCAUCUGCAGCCACCCACAGUUGUCGGUAUUCUAG